ACUAGAGUCGAAAACCAAAUCAUCAAGAAGGCAGAAAGCCAACACGAAAUUCCCACACCCUCCAUCUUCCUCUCUCAGUUCCUCGUGCGGGUCUGCAAGGACUUCGCAGAACCUCUUCCACAGGGCCUCAGAGAACAAGCCCUAGAAAUUUGAUCGAUCGUGAGGACAGAGGACUUCUGAGAGAGAGAGAGAGAGAGAUAAUCUCGUGCUAUCCCAGUUCAUCUCCUGGCAAAAAUUCCCUCUUUCUGGAAGGGAACCUGAGACGAUCGAUUCGAUUGGUAGUGGUUAGUUCUCUGUUAUUGUUGCAAUCUUUGUUGCAAUGGACGGGAACAAAGACGAGGCUCUGAAAUGCCUGAAAAUUGGACGAGAAGCUUUGGAACUAGGUGAUCGUAUUCGUGCACUGAAAUUUAUCUCAAAAGCUCGCCGCCUCGAUCCAACCCUUCCUGUCGAUGAUUUCUUAUCGAAGCUAGAAGGUGAAUCUGGUGAUCCUCCGGCUCCGGAUUCACCCGCACCAAACGGUGUUCCCCAGGAUGAAGCAACAUUUUCGGUUAAUUCUUCUGUUAGGCACAGAGUCCCAUCAGAUGGGUCUUCGUCGAGUUCUGCCAAGUCUUACACAGAGGAGCAGAUCUCGAUCGUCAGAGAGAUAAAGAAGAAGAAGGAUUACUACGAAAUUUUGGGGCUAGAAAAGGGAUGCUCUGUUGAAGACGUCAGGAAGGCAUAUCGGAAACUAUCUCUGAAAGUCCAUCCUGAUAAAAACAAAGCUCCUGGUGCUGAGGAAUCAUUUAAGGCGGUUUCGAAAGCAUUUCAGUGCCUUAGUGAUGAAGAGAGCAGGAAAAGGUAUGAUGUUGUUGGCCCUGAUGAAGCUGUAUACGAUAGACCCGCAGCUAGGCGAAGACCACAAGGUUUCAACGGUUUCUAUGAGGCAGAUGUCGACGCUGAGGAGAUUUUCAGGAACUUCUUCUUUGGUGGGAUGCCUCGGGCAACCACCCAGUUUCGUGGGUUUAGCUUUGGUACUGGCAUGGGACCAAGUGUACGAACGGCUGAUAAUGGCUCGGGCAACUUCAAUAUCAGGGCACUUCUUCAGUUACUGCCCAUCCUUCUUGUGCUUCUGUUGAAUUUCCUACCAUCUUCAGACCCCAUUUAUGCUCUUUCUAGGUCCUACCCGUAUGAACACCGGUUUGUUACGGAAAAGGGUAUCAAUUAUUUUGUUAAGACGGCAAAAUUUGAUCAAGAGUACCCUUAUAAUAGCCCUGAACGUGUGGAAAUAGAACAAGAGGUCGAGAGAGCCUACAAGUCGAGUCUUGCACAAUAUUGCCAGGUUGAAUUGCAGCGGCGCCAGUGGGGUCUCACGGUUGAGACACCAUACUGUGACAGGUUAAAAGAGAUUCAGUCAAUGGCUUGAUCUACUUUCAAGAUUGCCUGAGUACCAAUAUUUCAGACUUCUCAUUUGUUCCCUUCAAUACAUUUGAUCUUUACACUGAAGGAAUGGAGGAAUGGUAGUAGUUUUGAAUGCAGAGUACCCGCCCCCCUUUCCCAACCUUUUCCUUUUGUGACCUGGUUCUUUCCUCCUCUACAUCCGAUCGUUAUUUUCAGGAUAGGAAAUUUUCUGCCUGUAUACAUAUACAAUUGACUCUGUAUUAGUUACAAUAGUUUGUAUAUUUUAUGUUGCAUCUUGGGUAAACAUGAAUUUAUCCACCAAAAUUUUAGUGUA
Messenger RNA from Macadamia integrifolia, 1711 nucleotides. Its product is annotated as chaperone protein dnaJ 49-like. Gene Ontology annotation, biological process: cellular response to misfolded protein. Gene Ontology annotation, cellular component: endoplasmic reticulum membrane. Gene Ontology annotation, molecular function: Hsp70 protein binding. The record is from RefSeq and is a predicted model, not a curated record. Lineage: Eukaryota; Viridiplantae; Streptophyta; Magnoliopsida; Proteales; Proteaceae. The transcript is spliced from 3 exons. The coding region runs from base 320 to 1402 and encodes 360 amino acids.